This is a messenger RNA of Podospora pseudocomata, 792 nucleotides long. RefSeq lists its product as uncharacterized. The transcript has a single exon. Bases 1 to 792 code for a protein of 263 amino acids. The record is from RefSeq and is a predicted model, not a curated record. Lineage: Eukaryota; Fungi; Ascomycota; Sordariomycetes; Sordariales; Podosporaceae.
AUGUCAUCACAUCUCGGGACCGGUCGUUUGAGGUUUAGGUUCUGCAUCCAGAGCAAGAAUUUUACUAUCAAUGCUACUGUUCUGAUUGAUUUGCUAAAGCUGCUGUUUCCAGAACUCACCUCUGACUUUGUGGCACAAGGGUGUCUGGCAAAUGGUGUUUUUGAUGUGUUUUCUUCCACCGAUUUCUUCGCUCAUUUCCAAGAUAUAAAUUCGUUUUCUUUCACGAUUUUUAACACGAGUCAACAUAUCAUAUUUCCUUUUGGCUUGACGCCCAUCACCUAUUACUCAUUGAUUCUCUAUUUUGCUAGAUCAACAUACACCAUGUCGACGGUCAGUUUGACCAUUGGCUUGGCCGCCAUGUGCCUUGUAUCUGGUAUACAAGCACAUGUGGUGAUGCACACUCCCGAAUCAUACGGCCUCCACGAGGGCACCCCACUCCUUCAAGUCAACCCGCUCGAUGGCGUCACUCACAAGCACCCUCGUUCAACUAAUAAUUUCCAUCACAAUGGACUCACUGUCAUGGAGGCUGGAAAUGUCACCAACGUCAAUUUUACUGGCGGCGCUCAACACGGAGGCGGCUCAUGCCAGUUCAGCAUCACGUACGAUACUCCCGACAAUGGACAGUUGAACGAGAACACAAGGUUCAAGACUAUAUACAACAUCAUCGGGGGCUGUCCGGCGCAGUUUACGAAUGAGAUGGCAAACCUACCUGCGCCAUAUCAUGAUGCUGAGCAACGACUAGACACUGAGCAUUGUGGUAAUGACACUGUGACACUGAAUUUAAUGGCAUGA